Messenger RNA from Mytilinidion resinicola, 1578 nucleotides. RefSeq lists its product as uncharacterized. Bases 341 to 1321 code for a protein of 326 amino acids. Lineage: Eukaryota; Fungi; Ascomycota; Dothideomycetes; Mytilinidiales; Mytilinidiaceae. The transcript is spliced from 9 exons. The record is from RefSeq and is a predicted model, not a curated record.
CUUUUCGACGCGCACUGCACCUGUGGCGUUUCUUGACUCGCGCCGGCUCGCUCCAGACGCCUCACUAUUCGUCGGUGCUUGGUGAUAAGCUUGCCGUCCAAUGCCUGAGCUGACGAGCCCUAGCCUCGAGGCCGCCGAUCCUCAGUGCGAAUUCGAUCAGCCGCGCGGGAGUGCUUUUUAUCUCCCGCCCGCGAGAGUAUGGACAUACAACAUUGAGCGCACUCGUUCCCCAUCAGACGCCGUCAGACCUCUAUCAUGCUCUUCGUGAGUGGUCAUCAUCCCCCCUAACUGGAAAGCAGUAGCCACGACACGGAGCAUCGACUGGUCUUCCGGAGUGAGGAUGUUGCCUUUGGUGGUGGAGGCCUGGGUUUGGUAUGGAGUCGUUGUAGUGGUUGCGCUGGCCCGCUUCGUAUCCCGCGGGCUGCUUUUCGGCACGAUCACGAAACUCCAAAUCGAUGACUGGAUUAUGGCGUUUACAUUAUGUUUAUACACUGUGCUCGUUGUUUGCAUCAACAUCGUCGCUCAUGCGAACUCCAAUCUUCUCCCACCGGGGUUUGAUGUGAAUCAUCUUACUGCACAAGAUAUCAGAGACCGUGAGUACGGGAGUAAGAUGAUUUUGGUAGUCGAGCAAUGCCAAUGUUCUAUUAUCUGGCUCUCAAAGGCGUGCUUACUGAUAAUGUACUAUCGCCUUACAUAUAAUCUUAAAGAGAACAUCGUUAUCAAGAUACUAGUAGUAUAUGUGGCGGCUAGUUUCUUGAUUAUGGAAAUAUGCUACCUGGCGGUUUGGUGCAGGCCAUUCAGUAAUUAUUGGGCGGUACCCACGCCAAAUAUCCAGUGCAGCGCAGCAACCCAUCACCUCAUCAUGAAUGCUGUCUUCAACAUCUCUUCCGACCUCUUGAUGCUCGUCGUAGCUCUCCAAAUGCUCAUCCGAAGUCGGCUUCCCCUCCGUCGGAAAAUUGUUCUAUCGGGUAUCUUCGGACUCGGAAUAUUUGUUAUACUAGCUGCUGUUUUGAACAAGUAUUACUCCUUCACCCAGCCUUUUGGGGGGGAAUGGACCUAUUGGUACGUCCGCGAGUCAUCAACCGCUCUCCUGGUAGCAAAUCUGCCGUUCUGCUGGACAUUGCUUCGCCGUCUGUUUAAUUUGCGUGCCUUUGAUAGCGGUGGCGCUACUCGCUCUCAGCGGACUGCAACAACGAGAGCGACAGGCCGGGUGGCUGAUAUCGAUCGAAUGAGCCGGAUUAGCGAAGGAAGUGUUGGAGGUGCGAAUUCCGCUACUCUCACACAGGACACCGACAACAGCCUCCAGCCGUUAAAUGCUUGAAAAAGCGUUGACUGCAUGACUAUAGAAAUAGAGAAGGCACAUAGGAAGAUAGAGGUGAAGGUACAAGCUAGCAGCAGUCCAGAGACUACGUAGCUUGAAAUAACUACGCUAGAGAGAGAAUACAGCUGCGAUGACCGGCACGAACUGGGAAUAUAGGCGAUUCAUUUCCUUAGGAUACCCCAAGCUUAAAGCUAAUUGUAUGUAUUUCUAGCCUCAUAUACAGCUCGAGCUUUAUCUUAGAAUCGUAUUUGUUGGUU